This is a messenger RNA of Tauraco erythrolophus (red-crested turaco), 1073 nucleotides long. Lineage: Eukaryota; Metazoa; Chordata; Aves; Musophagiformes; Musophagidae. The record is from RefSeq and is a predicted model, not a curated record.
GUCUGCCAAUUUUACAACAGAAAACAUGAUACCUGCAGCCAGCAAAAAAACUGCAAUAAGCUUCAUGUUUGUCGGCACUUUCUCCAAGGGGAAUGUAGAUUUCUUCCGUGCAAGAGGUCCCAUAACCUCCUGGAUGCUCAUGCAUUGAGAGUGUUGAAAACUGAAGGCAUUGAUGUGAAAAUAGCUUCAAACAUCCAGGCUAUAUGUCAUCACAAGCAUGUGGAGUUCAACAAGGAACUGAAGGAGGGGAAAAAUAAAAAAGACGAUUCCUCUGCCAAAGCUUCGAAGGACGACAAAGAAGAUAAGGGUGAUGAGAUAUGCUUGUUCUAUGUCUGGAAGUACUGCAAACAUAGAGAUAAAUGCAGAUUUGUUCAUUACCAUUUGCCAUAUCGAUGGCAGGUAUAUAAUGGGAUCACCUGGAAUGACCUUUCCACCAUGGAGGAAAUUGAAAAGGCCUAUUGUGACCCAAAAAAGAGCAGCAUAGCAGAUAAGAACAUUGAUUUCCAGACAAUGACCUGCUGCUCUUCUUCACUUCGACGCCUCUCUACACCGUCAUCAGUUACAAAACCCACAUUUGCAUUGACCACGCAGUGGAUUUGGUAUUGGAAGAAUGACCAAGGCCAGUGGAUUGAAUAUGGAGAACAGGGAGAAGGGAACAGUGUGAAGUCACCAUCCUCUGCUGAUAUUGAGAAUUGGUAUCUAGCAGAUCCAGAUGCCACCGUAUCUUUCCAGGCUGGCUUGCAUCAUUACCAGCUCAAUUUUAAAGAAAUGUCCCAGACAAAUAUCUCUUUCAAAACUCGAAGACGAGUCUGCAGACGACCGAAGUUUGUGUCUUCUGAAGAUGUGCAGAAGAUAAAGAAAGGCCAGAGGAAUUCGUCUAUUCCAAAUCAAGCCUGUCCUGGCCACUGGGAUCAGUCUGCACUGCCUGACUCGGGAUAUAAGGCAGUGGAGAUCAGUAAUACAACCUCUGAAUACAACACCGUGAAGCAGCAGUUUCAUGAGACUAUGAAAAAUUACAACAUCCUGAAAAUACAGAGGAUUCAGAAUCCAUCCCUCUGGAAAGUGUUUCAGUG